GUAUGGGUCUACGUUCAUCAAUAUUUGAACGACUUUUAGUGGAUUUUAUCAUUUGUUACAAUUAUCAAACUUUCAUAAAAGAGGAAUUUGUAAAAAACCGGAGAAUUUGAAACGAAGUGUUACAAGCAGCAAAGGAAAGCACGUGAUACCUGACGUCUUUAACUUCUUGGUACGUAGUGCUAGUCUAGUAAGUUAAUGUAUUUCAUUUCAAAUUCAUGUUCUCUUUCCUUUCUGUUCAGUGAUAGUUAUUCCUUCUGGUUACUGAUUUAUCUACGUUCAUUAGUGACUUAGAUAUGAAUAUCGAACGAUAUUAAGUGAUAAGAUGCGGAACAGUUGUGGAAGAAGUCGCUGCGCUUGUUGAUUCAGUUACACUUAUGUUUCAUUUAGAUCACAUUCUUGAAAUUAAAUGGAUUCGCCUAAAGCAAAAUACGAUUCUCCUGAACAGCGAGCUGCUCUUUUCGAUGCCAUAAACAAGAACUGCGGAGUUAAUGCUGAAGGAAAAAUUUCUUUGGAAAAUUUAUUACAUUUUGUAAGGGAAGAAAUUGAAGUUAAGUUUGUGGACUCACAAUCCCUGAUUCUGCGCCUGACAAGAUCUCUACAACAUGGGGCCAGAAGUGGAUUAAUAGAUUUUGAGGAUGUUUGUAAAAUUUUUCAGACUUGGCUGGAAAAACAGUCAUCAAUCUCACAAUUUAAAAUCAUCAAACCAACUUAUCGUUCCGAAGAAGUAUUGAGCACUCCAAACUAUCCAUUAGCAUCUUCAACGCCAUAUACACUAAGGAAGGAAUUAUCUUUCAUUUCACAUGACAGUUCAUUUAGAGAAGAAACCUUUUAUUCUGCUUGUGAUUCAUGUGGCAGAGAUGGAAGUUGUUGCGAUAUACGGAGUGAUGUUGAAAAAAGCAGCAGAGAGGAAAAUGUAAAAAAAUAUUAUGACCAAAAGUUGCAAGAUAUCCAAAACCUAUUGGAACAUAGUGAGGAAUGUAAUUCAGCAUUACAAAAUGAAGUGGAAAAUCUCAGGGAAACGUGUAAUAUCUACAAAAGCAAAGAAAAGCGAUGGAGUAAAAUGGAGAAUCAGUUAGUGGAUCGUGAACAACAGCUGAGUAAACUGAACAAUUUAUUGAAUGAACAAAAGACUGCAGUUGAUGCAGAAGUUCAGCGAUUAAGACAACAAGUUUCUCGUUUAAGGGCCGAGAAUGAAAACCUAUUAUCUCAGUGUGUGUUGCUGGAGGAAAGUAAAGUUAAACAAAACAAGAUAGAGAAGAUUUUGACAGAAACAAAAACAAAAUUAGCGAAAGUUGAAAUUGAACUUAAUGACAAAGUUACACUUCUUGAAAUAAGAGAAGAAAACAUUCUUCAGCUUGAAAAUGAAAAUAAAAAGCUUCAAGAAAUCAUCUCUUCAUUACAAAUGCCAGGAAAUUCAAAAGAGGAAGGAGCAGACGAUGUAAUAGAUCCCAUACUGGGCACAAGUGAUGAGUCACCUGAACGAAUUCCAGUCUUCGGUAACUACUUGCAUAUUUAUCCAAAUCAAAUUUCUGAAAGCAUGACUCUCAAAGAAGAGUUGCAGCAAUUUAUGGAAGUGAAUCUUAAACCUUGUGAAAAUACAUCAACACAGACAACACAAGUGCAGUAUGAAUGUGUGUCAACCCAAACAGUUUGUGUUGAUAGUUUGGGAAAUGUCUAUACACACACUAACUAUUUAUCAAGCAGAUCAACUCAAAUCACAAAUUGCAUGACAAAGAAUGAAUCAACACAGUAUUCUCCAAUCCUGUCAAAUUCACAUAUUCAAACUGAUGAGCUUGUAAAUUCUGAAAGCAAAAGUAGUGAAGCAAUGCUGAGAAAGGAUCAUUGUGCUCAAUUCCCAUGUGGAGAGUCUGUAAAUAUUGAACAAAGUGGGUGUGGCCCAAACUUUCAUCAGACACUAUGUUCUGAAACGUUUGAAAGCAGUGUGUCCAGUUCAAAUCUUGCUGAAACAUUUACUAUUUCAAAAAUUCCUUCAUUCAAAAACAUUCAUGCACAAUCAUCAAAAAUUUCAACAAAAGAUAAAUGUCUGCUUAAUACCGAUUCUCAAACAGAAAAAGCAUCUUUAUAUUGCACUACAUAUGAAAUUCCUAUAUAUGUUAUGGAAGAUGUUUCAACACAAAUUGAUUCCAUUUUCAUUGAAACUGAGAAAAAGAAUGAGCGUUCAACACAGACUGAGAAAACUAUUUGGCAUUCUGAGGUACCGGUUCCAGCACCUCGCGCUGUGCAGCACUUCAGCAACGCCCCAUUCACAACCUUCAACCCAGAGGAACAAGUAGAACACGCUUAUCAAAGUGAAGCAGCCGCCGAGGAGACAGACGAGCGGUUGGAAGCGGACGUGAAAGGGGAAGAAGAUGAAAAGUGUCCAGCGCCGCCGCAAGCAGUGAACAACUCGGAGGCGACAGCCUCUCUUCCUUUGCCACCCUCUCUUCCUAGGAACGGGUCGGUCGAUUCCAACAACAACGCGGCGCAAGAUUCUGCCAGGGUGCAGGGCGCAGCAUCGCUGAGGCUCCCCACUCAUGGUUCCACACCGCGGUCAUCACGCCCCGGCUCCAGCAUCAAAGAGACUAAUGCCUUAGGAAAAGAACUGGUAAAUAUUAGACAUAACUCUGGAAGAACGGCUUUGGGAUUUGGUGUUACGAAUGAUGAUGGGCAUCCUGUAAUAUUUUUCCCGGGUUCAAACACAGAAUUCACGAAAUCCUCCUGGAAUCUACCACCGGACCAUGAAUUACAAUUGAGGAAAGUCGCUUCCCGAGUGUCUGAUGGUUCUCCAGAUACCCAACAUGAUAGUGGAGCAGAAACGUCUCAAGAGCUAUUCAGCGAAUCU
Messenger RNA from Gryllus bimaculatus (two-spotted cricket), 2842 nucleotides. The record is from the annotation of a GenBank genome assembly. NCBI's taxonomy places the organism in Eukaryota, Metazoa, Arthropoda, Insecta, Orthoptera, Gryllidae.